Messenger RNA from Tarenaya hassleriana, 2060 nucleotides. Its product is annotated as alanine aminotransferase 2, mitochondrial. The transcript is spliced from 14 exons. Lineage: Eukaryota; Viridiplantae; Streptophyta; Magnoliopsida; Brassicales; Cleomaceae. Gene Ontology annotation, biological process: biosynthetic process. The record is from RefSeq and is a predicted model, not a curated record. Gene Ontology annotation, molecular function: pyridoxal phosphate binding; L-alanine:2-oxoglutarate transaminase activity. Bases 175 to 1797 code for a protein of 540 amino acids.
AGUAAAGAUGGGAAGACAGAUAUAUAUAGCCGUGGCAGGCAAGGGAGAAUUUGGAGAAAUUCCAAAUCUGUGUGCAGGGGAAAGUGGACAAAAGGAACGUUCGUGUCCUCGUGAAAAUCUGGUGAAAAUCAUCUCUCUCGCCUUGAGCACCACGUAGUAUAAAUCAGAGCACAGAUGCGGAGAUUCGUGAUUGGCCAAGCUAAAAGCCUCUCAGACCGAACCCGUCAACAUCACAGAAAUCACCGCUUCGUCUCCCUGUUCCUUCCUUCCUCUUCUUCGGCUUCUGGUUCUGUUUCUUCCUCGCGUCUAUUCUCCUCUGCUUCGGACAUGGCUGGUUCCAAUUCCUCUUCCUCCCUUCCCGUCACCGUCCAAUCCAUCAACCCCAAGGUUCUCAAAUGUGAGUAUGCUGUCCGUGGAGAAAUUGUCAGCAUUGCCCAGAGGUUGCAAGAAGAUUUGAAGGUCAACAAGGAUGCUUAUCCAUUUGACGAGAUAAUCUACUGCAACAUUGGGAAUCCACAAUCUCUUGGUCAGCAGCCUAUCACAUACUUCCGGGAGGUUCUUGCUUUGUGUGACCACCCGGCUCUUUUGGACGAGAGUCAAACACAUGGUUUGUUCAGCGCUGAUGCAAUAGGUCGAGCAUGGAAGAUUCUUGACCAAAUUCCUGGAAGGGCAACUGGUGCUUACAGUCACAGCCAGGGUGUCAAGGGAUUACGUGAUACUAUUGCUGCUGGAAUCGAAGCCCGUGAUGGUUUCCCUUGUGAUCCAAAUGACAUUUUCUUGACAGAUGGUGCAAGUCCAGCGGUCCAUAUGAUGAUGCAACUUCUAAUAAGUUCAGAGAACGAUGGAAUUCUUUGCCCAAUUCCACAGUACCCGUUGUACUCAGCUUCGAUUGCCCUGCAUGGUGGAACUUUGGUUCCAUACUAUCUUGAUGAAGCAACCGGAUGGGGUUUGGAAGUAUCUGAAGUUAAGAAGCAAGUGGAGGAUGCGAGGUCAAAGGGCAUUGCUGUAAGAGCCUUGGUUGUCAUAAACCCUGGUAACCCGACAGGACAGGUUCUGGCGGAAGAUAACCAGCGUGACAUUGUUAAUUUCUGCAAGCAAGAGGGCUUGGUUCUUUUAGCUGAUGAGGUUUAUCAAGAAAAUGUUUAUGUUCCUGACAAAGAAUUCCAUUCGUUUAAGAAGGUAGCCCGCUCUAUGGGUUACGGUGAGAAGGAUAUCUGCUUAGUCUCAUUCCAGUCCGUCUCCAAAGGGUACUAUGGAGAAUGUGGGAAAAGAGGGGGUUACAUGGAGAUUACUGGGUUUACUCCUGAAGUAAGAGAACAGAUAUACAAAGUUGCCUCGGUGAAUCUUUGUUCUAACAUCUCUGGUCAGAUUCUUGCUAGCCUUGUCAUGAGCCCACCCAAGGUUGGUGACGAGUCCUAUGAGUCAUACAUGGCAGAGAGAGAUGGCAUUCUCUCAUCUUUGGCGAGACGGGCAAAGACACUGGAAGAGGCACUAAACAAGCUGGAGGGAGUAACAUGCAACAGAGCAGAAGGAGCAAUGUACCUCUUCCCACGCAUCAACCUUCCUCAAAAGGCAAUCAAAGCUGCAGAGGCUGCAAAGACAGCACCAGAUGCUUUCUACUGCAAACGCCUUCUCAACACCACUGGAGUUGUGGUGGUUCCUGGUUCUGGCUUCGGACAGGUUCCGGGAACAUGGCACUUCAGAUGCACGAUACUUCCGCAGGAGGACAAGAUCCCGGCGAUCGUGAGCCGUAUAACUGAGUUCCAUCAGAGCUUCAUGGACGAGUUCCGUGACUAAAUGCAAAUGCUCUCUGCAGAUUUCAGCCCUCAACCCUUUUCAGAGAUCUAACAGAAAACUGAAUAAUAAAAUGCCUUGAAGUUCUGUUCCCUGUCAUAUGUCCGUUUGUUAAUGUUUUGUUUUUGUUUACAAGGUUUUGUUUCUUGAACUCAAGUUCUGUUCCUUGUCAUAUGGUCUCGUUUGGGUGGGUGAGGCGACAAUGUGGUCAACGUUGCAAUAAUAAGAGGAGUUUGGCCAAGAAAUAUUAUAGUUUUCGGUCCAAA